AUGUUUCGCCGCGGCAAGUUCUCCUUUCUGAGCAGCAAAGAUGAUCGCAUCAAGAUAAUCAACGAACGCAUUAAUCUCACCGAACGCCAUUUGAUGGAAAUGUGCUCAGCAUUUUCCCUGCUCACACGGAAAAUGGCCAAAUACCGCGAUGCACACGAUGAGCUGGCCAAGAAUGUUAAAAACUAUGCCGAUGACGAGGAAAUCAACGAGAGCCUCUGCAACGGCCUGAAGAGCUUCACCAAUGCGCUGACCAUAACGGGAGACUACAUGGACAUCAAUGUGCACAGGCUGGAGCUGAAGAUUGUCAACGAGCUGGCCCACUUCGAGCAGCUGUGCAAAUCGACGAGGGACAGCCUGCGUCUGGCUGUCAUAGCCCGGGACAAGGAGGUGCUCAGCCAGCGCCAAAUGCUGGAGCUCAAGUCCAAGUUUGCGGCCAACAAUAGCGCCGCCGACUCGGAGCUGUUCAAAACCAAAAUGGAGGUGCAGCGCGCCAACAAGGAGAUCGACGAGAUCAUCAGCAGCUUUGAGCAGCGCAAGCUGCGGGAUCUGAAGCAGGUGCUCAGCGACUUUAUACUGAUUGCCAUGAAGCAGCACACCAAGGCCCUGGAGGUGCUCAGCGCCAGCUACUAUGAUGUGUGCAACAUCGACGAGCGCGACGAUUUUCUGCAAUUUCAGAAACUGAUGAAAACCAAAGAGGAGCCCACCGCACGCAAGUCGACGCUGAAGAAGGGUCUGCGCGCCCAGUCUAUGGACAGUCUGGAGCGUGAGCACUUGAGUCCGCUCAAGCGUCAGCAUAAGCUAUCCAGAAGCAGCAAGAAUUUAACUGGCGCCGGCAUAAGCCGUUCCAGCAAGGCCGAACCGAGCGAGGAGGAGGAGGAGGACGACGACGAUGAGAGCGAGCUCGACGAGGAAGAUGACGAGGAGGAGGACGAGCAGGUGGAGAGCGAACAAAGCGCCGAGGAGGAGGCGCAGGAAGAGGCCUCAGGCAGCGCCUCAGACGAUGAACUGGAUCAGGAAGCGCCCUCAACGCCGCUCGAGAAUGUGUUUGGCGUGAAGACGCGCGGCAAGGACUCGGCCAGCAAGCCAGCGCGCCAGACCGUCAAGCAUCCGUUUAAGGCCGUGGCAGCCACGCACGUAAGAUUGCAAAAGCAAUUCCAUGUGCCCCAAAACUAGGAAACUACUUAGCACUCAUUUGCAUAGCACGCCCGCGCUUGCCCACAAACACACGCCACAUUAUUUAUCCCAAAUAAACAAGAAUCGAAGCAGCUUCGGGCAGCCGAAGUCCAAAUACCCUUGCAGACCUUUUCUGGGCGACAAAUAUUUCCAUAUAAAAUGUAAAUUCAAUG
Messenger RNA from Drosophila novamexicana, 1346 nucleotides. RefSeq names its product protein FAM92A (gene Fam92). The transcript is spliced from 5 exons. Gene Ontology annotation, cellular component: ciliary transition zone; ciliary basal body. The coding region runs from base 1 to 1173 and encodes 390 amino acids. Gene Ontology annotation, biological process: cilium assembly. The record is from RefSeq and is a predicted model, not a curated record. Lineage: Eukaryota; Metazoa; Arthropoda; Insecta; Diptera; Drosophilidae.